Acyrthosiphon pisum (pea aphid) is the source of this 4945-nucleotide messenger RNA. RefSeq lists its product as uncharacterized. NCBI's taxonomy places the organism in Eukaryota, Metazoa, Arthropoda, Insecta, Hemiptera, Aphididae. Gene Ontology annotation, molecular function: protein binding. The record is from RefSeq and is a predicted model, not a curated record. The coding region runs from base 1076 to 2245 and encodes 389 amino acids. The transcript has 3 exons.
CUUAUUAGAAACACGGAUUAUUGAUACAAUCGCGUUAUUGAAACAAAAUGUACCAGGACGGAUCGCCCGUAUAUUAGGACAUUUAAAUCGCUUAUUAGAAACAAUCGGUUAAUUGACACAUUUCACUUUGGUCCCAAAGUGUUUCUAAUAAGUGGCUUCUACUAUAUUGUAAUUUUAUUGAAUUUUUGUUUUGAUAUUUGGUUAAAAAUAAGACAUAAUGAAAAAUUUUCGUGGGGGCGUACUGGACCCCCCCCCCUUAGACACGGCUUUGCUCAGUUGUGAAAUUGUAUUUGUAUAUUAUUAUUAUAAUAAUAUAAUAUCGAAAAUUUAAAUAUUUUUAAAUUCGGCGGCCAGUGAUAAAUGUAAUUUAUUGUUUAUUCUAAGCUAAACUGAUAUGAUAUAUUUCAUCCAUGAUAGUGAUAUAAACUUUUUUUUUUCUAGUGAUAUAAACAGUUUUUAUUUACUAUACUAUUGGUCUGUCAGCUGUCUUAACUCCUAAAUCCUAAUUUACUGACGGAGUUGUAAUUCUAUAACGAAACGUACGAGGCACAAUAUUUAAGCACGAACUACGAAACACAAACUAUAGCAAUCCAUCUUUAACCGUGGUUGUACGGGACGGACGUUCUGACUUACUGAGCGCCUGCCACCUAAGCGUAUUUCACCGUCUCGCUAUGCUUUUCUCAUCUUGUAACUUGCAGUUGAAUUUUUAGUUAUGAUUUUCCAAUUAAUGUCUUUCUAUCGAUCUUUGCCAAAUACUGCCUGAUACUCGUAAUAUUAAUAAAACAAUUAAAGUUAAUAACGAACGACUCGCAUUUAGAUCGUCGCCCUGACGUAUCGUUCGGUUCGUGGCUCAAAUAUUUACUACUAUAUCAUUAUAACGUGAUAUCAAUAAAUCGAGUUUAAGUUCGUCGCAAGUCACAAGACCACUAUAGCCCAGACGGCAUACACUUAACUAGUCUGCCUUAGUCUACACUUAAAUUGGUGUGGUUUGCGGACCUAUUGCCUCCACUGAUUAGUGCUUGCCUUUAGGUUCGUACUAAGUUGGAUACAACUAGAAAUAAAAAGAAAUUUAAAAAUGAAUAUCUACAUUAAAUGUCCAUGUAUGCGUCGUGAAAACCCUAAAGACCGUGUAUGUUUUUCUAAUGGUUGUGAUAAGCGCACUGUAUUUACAUUAAGUAAAAUGGCAUAUAAUGCUUGUAUUGACAUUCAGAAAAAAGAGUACAACAGAAUUAGAAAUGCACCGGAAGUUGACAUUCAGAACUGUUGUCGCAAAAUAUUGGAUGCCAUUAAAAGAGAUAUUGAUUUGCCAUACUAUGAUCAAAAUCAUACAGAAUGUAUCUAUACAUAUCGUGAGAACUUUAAGGUUGCAUGUUUUGAAGCUGCAAGAGUUGGGCAUAUGGACUGUUUAAGAUUUGCCCAUGAAAAUGGAUUUGAGUGGACCACUAGGACAUCCAAGAAGGCUGCAAAAAAUGGACAUCUUGACUGUUUAGAAUAUGCGCAUGAGAAUGGGUGUCCAUAUGGUGAUACCAUUUUAAAAUACUCUGCUAAAGGUGGACACUUAGAAUGUAUGAAGUACUUACAUAAAACUGGAUGUAAAUUGACCAAUUUAGCAUGUUCUGCCGCUGCAGAAGGUGGUUUUUUAAAAUGUUUAAAAUUUGCUCAUGAAAUAGGAUGUCGAUGGGGAAUAAAGACAUGCACCAAAGCUGCAGCUGGUGGCUACUUGGAUUGUUUAAUAUAUGCGCACAAUAAUGGAAGUGUCUUAACCUUGGAAACAUGCGCUGCAGCAGCAAGAGGUGGACAUUUGAAAUGUUUAAAAUAUGCACACCGAAAUAGAUGUAGAUGGGAUCAAGAAACAUCUAAUAAUGCUGCCCUUGGAGGACAUUUUAAGUGUCUAGUAUAUGCACAAAAACACGGAUGUCCGCUGGGUCUAAAUAUUUUGGAAAAGGCUGCAAUAGGUGGAAGUUUGGACUGUAUGAAAUACUUAUAUAGAAUAGGAUGUCAGAUAGGAAGAUUAACAUGUGCCACUCCUGCAAAAUACGGGAACUUAGCAUGCUUAAAAUAUUGCCGUAAAAUUGGAUGUGAAUGGGGAAGAAAUGUGUGCACCAAAGCUGCAGCUCAUGGCCACUUAGCAUGUCUCAUCUAUGCCCAUGAAAAUGGUUGUAGUAUGACCUGUUCCACGUGCACGGCCGCUGCACGAAAUGAUCAUUUAGAUUGUUUAGAGUAUAGUCGAAAGUUUGUAGUUUAGUGGCAGUAAGAUGAAGCGUAAGUAAAUACGCUUCAACAUUUUGAUUUAAGAUUAUACUAUUUGCCUAAGAAAUUUUAAUGAGUUAAAACAAAGGGUAUACAUUUUAUGAAUAAAACUAAAUUUAAAAUAAAAUUAUAAAGGAGAAAUAAUCAAACAAUUUUCUAAUUUUAUGAUAAUGUAUAUAGUAUUAAAAAUUUAUCUUGUUAGGUUGAAAUCUCAUUCAGUGUAAUGAACGAUUCUGACCAAUAUGAAAUUAUUUAUGAAAAUUUAUGUCAAAUGUUAUUUAAUGUAUUUAGCUCCCAGUGUAAAAUGUAAAUAUGUGACUAUUUAUAAAUCUUAUGAGUUAUGAUAUGCGUAAUUAGUAUUUACUAUAUUUUGUCUUACUUGCAAAGUGCAAAUUAUUUAAUUAUAUAUUCUAUAUUUAUCAUAUUAAUCAGAGGCGCCCGCAGAGAGUGGCCAUUGCACCCACUGGGAUUUUUUUAAUGAACAAAAAAAUCAUAGUAUAAUAAUGUAAAUAUGUGACUCAGUGGCGGAUCUAAGUGGGGAGGGGGGUAAUAGGGCAAAUACCCCCCUUGAGCUUAUUUUAUAAAAAAUGAUUACAUUGUUACUUGUGAGAAAUACUAGUUCUAUUCAGCGUUACAUAUCGUUAUAACGAUUAUAACACAUACACCACCCCAGCCCCACCCAUUUGGAAUUUUUGAAAAUUUCAUUUACCAUUAUUUAGUACGUAAUUUGUAUGAUAAUUUUCAAAAUUUGUACGGUUUCGGUUUACCCGUUAUUAACAAAAAAUAAUGGGUGGGGCUGGGGUGAUGUGAUUUCAGCUAGGUUAAAAAUUAUAAAAUAAUGAUCACAACUACACCAUCUUUUAGCAUGUAAUUUGUAUGAAUUUGUACGACCGUUUUUAAAAUUUGUACGAUCUUCGUUCGGCGUCAAUCGCAAAUACUUAAAAACCACCGUCACCCCAGCCCCACCCCUCGUCUAAAUUUCCGUGUUUUCGAAUUUAUUCCAGUGUUAUGUCUUAGUACGUAAUUUGUAAUAUAUAACGUUCGUUUUUAAUAAAUGUAACAGCAAAGCAGGCAAUUUAGUAAAAUAUCCUCUUGUUUCCUUUUCUAAACUUAUUGGAAAAAAUGGAACACUUAUAAGAUAUGAAAAUACUAUAUCAUGAUAUAGUGAUCAUAGGUUAAAACAAGUACCUUAAGGAAAAUCGUUCACGAUUAUUACCAAUCGUUGAUACUAUUAUUACUAUGGGUAAACAAAACAUACUAUUUAGAGGUCAUAGAUAUGACAGAAAUCUGCUUGAUGAACCCGAAAACUCUAGUCUGGGUACAAUAGUUUGUAAGAAUAUAUUCAAAAUAAUGAUAUUAAAAAGUAUGUUAUUAAGUAUGAAUAGUAUCUGUUGGAUACAUUUUAAUUACCCCCCCCCCCCUUGAUAAAUUUCUAGAUCCGCCCCUGAUGUGACUACCUAUGAAUGUAUGACAUAAAUUUAAUUUUGCACCCACUGAGCUGAUUUUUUGUGGGCGCCCCUGAUAUUAAUCUAUUUUGAGUAUUAUUUAAUUUGACCAUCUAAGAAAUGAUUAAUCAACUUUGAAAUUAUAAACCUGGAUUCACUAUUCAGUGUAAUCACUAAUCACAAACUAUUUUUUUUUUUUACUUUUGUAUUAUACAUGUAAAAUAGAUGGCCAAUUCUUAAUUAGUUUAAUACAAUGAACAGACUUAUUAUUAGAGGGAAAAGUGAAAAUAAUUUGAUAUUGGGGUUAAAAGAAAUCAAACCAGAUUUUGAAAUUUUAUGGCUAUAAUACAAUUGAAUCUAAAAAAAAGCUAUUUUUUCAAUUCAAGAUAAAUCUCAUGAUAAUUCCUUAAAAAUAAGUCAAAUAUUUUGAAAAUAGUACUGAAAUCAAUUAAUCGUCGUUCUUAAUAGAAACCUUUUUUGACUGCACACAGAAGAUCUAUUCUUCAUAGUUUUGUAAGAUUCCUAAUACAUUUAAGUUUAAAAUAUAAGGCCUCACUAACAUUUAAAUAAAUGUUAUUUAAAAAAAUUUUAUAAUUUAUUUUAACAUCCCUACUAAAGACAUGGUUAGAAAUGUGGAGUAGGAAAUAAGCCAACAAUUAUUAACCUCGCCAAAUGUUUUUUGUGAUUAUUGAUUACCUAUAUACCUAUUGAUUUUUGAUAGUUAAUAAUAAUAAUAAGUUAUAUUAUAAGUUAAAAGUUGUAUAGAAAAACAAUUGUAUUGUUAGUACAUACCUGUAAAAAUUACUUAGGAGAUAAAAUAAUGUACAGUGGAGUACAUGCUGAUGGGAGCGGGGGGAGGGGGUGGAAGUUCAAACCACCCACUUAGUAUUUUUUUUACUAUAUUAUGUAUAUUUGUAUGAAACAAAGUUAAAAAUUAUGUAUAAUUAUACAUACAAAUAUAUUUUUUUUAUAUGUAUACCUACCCAUUCCCAAUAAAAAUAUUUGUACUCCACUAGUAUAGGUACCUAAUGUACUAAUGUAUGUUAUGUAUAUUGUUAUCGAAAACUGUUCAGCGUUCAUAGAAAUUUAUAUAUAUUAUUACAAAUUACAAGUGACAAUAACACUUCAAAUCCUGUUUAGCAUCUGCAACUAUUUACAAGUACAAUAUAAUUAUUGUUACUUAUGCGAAAUUUUUAACACUAUACUAAUCAAUUUUAAAUAAUAUAAAAUGCCAAUAUAUAUAUUAUAAA